AUGUUGCAAACCAAAGAGCAACACCAAGGACAGACUCAAACAGCAUCCGGGGAAAAGCUUCUCGUCAGCCCCCUUUGCUGGACCCAUCGCCAUCUCGAGCUCUUGAACUGCGCCUUUGUCACGCUCGACGCGGAGGAGAGCUCCGACGCCCAACCCAUCUCGAGCCACGACGAGCUCGAGAUCGCCCGCUUCCAGCAUCUCCUCGCGUGCGACAACUUUCGUUUGCGGCAGGAGGCCAUCACCUCGUUGGUGAUUACAGGAGGAACGAAUCUAAUCAUUGCCAGCCACCCCCGUCGCUUCCUUUUCGUGCCCGACCUACUCCGCCGUGUUCCCCGCGGCCCCUACGAACCGGUCGCCUUAUUUUUCGAUCAAGAAUUCCUCCGCAGCCUCCGGUGGAACGCUCUUCGCCCCCGCGACGCCGCCGAUGGGACCGUCAACGAACCAGCCUUUCACAUCGCCGAGAAGAGAUUGAGGACCAUGACACCGCGUAACUCGUCCGAAGAUCCGUUUAUCCUGGCCGCGCUGGUGGCCAUGGCCCAAAGCGCUGCGGGCUCUAGCCUACAGACUCAUGGCGAUACUCUCCGUCCAGAGGAGGACAGCCUCCCGAUACUCACCGCGCCGGCUCGGCUCCUCACCAACGCGCCCCCGCCGCCCAAGAGCAGGCUCCCGGCCUUCCUCGACCACUUUAGCAAGCGAGAGCUCAAGGUAUUUUUCCGAUGCUGGGCCGCGGCAUGGAGCGGAAGCAUCCUCAUGUUUAUCGGCCCCACGCUGCGCACCAUUGGAACGGCCACCUUUUUCGCGGGUCUUGUCGUAGUCAUUAUUCCACCAAGCGGCAUCGUCUUCGUCUAUAUCCUCGGGUCCGUCACCCUACUCAUCGGCGUCCUCCUCGGCUGGGGCUGGGGCGCUCUAGUGAUGAAAGUGGCGUCACUCGCUAGGCCGGCCCCCGAAACCGCAGCGCGCGUAAUAGCGCUCCGACGAGCGGCAGCGCAGAGGGCCGAAGAGUCGUCGACCGAUGUGGCGACCGCUUCGCAGAUGCUCGUGCACGAGGGCUUCAUGCUCGACGUGCGGGUGACGGUUGUGACGUAUUGCCUCAUCUGCAUCUUUAUCUACGUUUUGGCCCGCCUUCGCGGUGCCCGCCGCCAUCGGCAUCGGCAUCGGCCUCGCCUGCUCCAUCUUCCUCUUCCCCGCUCCACCUCCCACGUCGUCCUCGACACCGCCGGCGACAUCCUGCAGCUCCUGCACGUGCCUCUCCGGUUCGCCUCGUCCACCCUCGGCGGCGCCGCGGCGCAGCGGGAGGACGAGGAAAAUCUCGCGCACCUCCGCCAGACGCGGGCUAAGAUCAUCGCCGCGUCCGGCCAGAUGGAAGCCUGCCUCGCGUUUCUGCCCCUCGACUUUUCCGUCGGGCGGUGGGGUCCGCGAGACGUCAAGGAUAUCACCGAGGGGCUGAAGACCGUCAUGACGGCCGCCGUGUCGCUUCUCGACUUUCACACCGGUCGGAUCGCCAACGAGGCAUCCGCUUUAGAGGCACUGCGCACGCACGCCCUCGAAACUGACAGCCUCGAGGCCUACGCCGCCGCGGAGGCGAAGCCGCAUGAGAUUGGCGGCCAGCAAAAACUACAGCUCGGCGCCUUCAUCCGCGGACUUCGCUGGUCGGAUAAUCAACCCUUACGGGAAGAAACAGUGCGCAAGCUAAUCACCGCGAGCGAAGAUGCCAUGGGCGCCUGUCUCGAGGGCAUAGAGGCGGCGGGAGAAUGCAUCGCCAUGGUUAACCGAUGCCGAUGGUUCGGAAAACCCUCCCCGGCGGAGCGGCAGCAAGUAUCGGCACGCUGCCAUGCCGCGCUCCUGUGGUUGCGCAAAGCUCGACCGGCCUACAUUCGCGAGUCCACGGAUACCGUGCUCGAUGCGUACUUGCGGACCGCGGAGCCCGGCACGGCCAAGGAUCCGCAUGCGUGGGCAGCCGGCCGACUGCGCAGCCUAGUCAUCGGUAUGGUAUACGAGGAGCAUGUCGUCGUAGCCAUGGCCGGCGUCGAAGGUUUCAUCGAUCGUGUCGUCACGACGUUUGACGCGUCUCCUCGCACGCGCCUCUGGAGUCCAGCCAACUUCCACAAAGCCAGCGCCUGGGCAUUCGACAAGAACGCCCGGGCACCGGACAUGGCACCCGCCUCGGAAGAAGACCCGGACAAAGUCCUGGCCAGCCGAACCAAAAAGGCCGAAGAACGCCUCCGCGUGAGGCGCGGGCACUACUCUGUUCGACGGAACCCGGUGGGUCAGGCGAUAUCAGCAACGUUUGACUGGCUCACGAAUCCCGAAGGCCUGUACGCCCUGCGCAUGGUCAUCGUCACCAUCGCCACCUCCAUCCCGGGCCUCCUCCCCCAAACUGCGGGAUUCUUCUACCGAGAGAAGGGCAUCUGGGCUUUAAUCAUGGCGCAGACGGGUUUGGUCUUGUACAUGGCCGACUUUACCUUUUCCGUCAUGUCGCGCAUUCUCGGCAGCGUGAAUGGCGGGGUCCUUGGGCUAGCUGUGUGGUAUAUCGGCUCCGGCAAUGGCCCUGGAAAUCCAUACGGGCUCUCGGGUGCUAUGGCUGUGGCUCUAGUUGUGCUCGUAUGGUGUCGUUAUGCUGAUGUUCAAAACCCAUCGUAUGGAAAUCCUGGCGUUGGUUACAACGUCUUCUGGCGACGCCUCCUUCUCGCCCUCAUCGGCAUCGCCGCUGCAACUGUCGUCCAAAUCUUCCCCGCCCGCCAUCGGCAGCCAAGCACAUCACAAGGACACUCUCUCACUCUAUCCGCUCCCUUUCCGACCACUACGCCCUGCUUCUCUCCUCAUGGGGCCGACCCAACUCCGACGGAGCCCUGCUCGCGGGGCCCCUUUCCCUCCAUGUCCACGUCCCUCUCCAUGCUGGACGGCCUGAUCGGCGUCCUUCGCUACGAGAUCUCCAGCUCGCCUUUCGAUAGCCAAAGCCUACGCCUCAUCAAGGGCCACUGCGAGGCCAUGAACCGCAAUCUCGCGAGGCUGCUAGCCCUCUCCGGCACCCUACCUAUCCAGUACCAAGAUCGCCUGGCCGCGGUAACGGGCGCUCUCGAGGAGCGCAACAUCGGCGAGGUCAUGUCCGUCCUCAGCGUGUGCGAGCAGUCUCUCAAGACGGCGGACGCGCUGCCCGAGGCGCUGCCGGCGCCCUUGGUCACCAAGGCCUUUGAGCACUGGCAGUCGCACCAUCCCAACAUUGAUCCUGCCUUGGAUCCCGAACUCAUGCGCGACGACGACUAUAGAAGAUUUUGCGUCGCGCUGAGUACGUAUAUGAAGUUCCUCGGGGAUAUUGACGAGCUGGUCCUCGUGCUGAAGGAUGUUCUCGGCGAGUCCCACCUCAUUGCGAGGCACCCGCAGAUAUUGGUGUGA
Messenger RNA from Parascedosporium putredinis, 3393 nucleotides. The record is from the annotation of a GenBank genome assembly. Lineage: Eukaryota; Fungi; Ascomycota; Sordariomycetes; Microascales; Microascaceae.